Pyrenophora tritici-repentis Pt-1C-BFP is the source of this 1269-nucleotide messenger RNA. RefSeq lists its product as uncharacterized. The record is from RefSeq and is a predicted model, not a curated record. Gene Ontology annotation, molecular function: phosphoric diester hydrolase activity. Gene Ontology annotation, biological process: lipid metabolic process. Lineage: Eukaryota; Fungi; Ascomycota; Dothideomycetes; Pleosporales; Pleosporaceae.
AUGGGCUCACUCAGCAAGGCGAACAUGUCAGCAACGGGUGACUUUAGUGACGAGGGAAGUGAGGAAACGGGAUGGAACUCCUCCAGUACAUCGAGCGAAGAGAGCCCAUUGGCAGUUACGCCAUCUGCCCGUGAACGAUGGAGAAGUUGGGGGGCUGGGGUGCCCUUCCGCAGACUACGACUACCGAGGCUGAGCAAUCCGAAUCAUACGAUACGAAAGAGGAGAUGGCAGUGGUGCAAGUAUAUUCUGAUGGUUGUUGGUUUGUUGGCGGUCUUUGGUAUCAUCGUAGGAUUCGUGUACAUAUUCCUUGUUGCCGCCCUCAUUCAUGAGCUUGCUCCUCCACCAAAUCAUAGCGGUCUUCAACACAUCGUUGAGAGCUGGACGCUGCCGGAUACGAAUGGUGCUCACGAACUCACUUGGCGAGACGACUUCAGCCGCGACAUCGUGCCCAAGAAAUGUCAUUCACAUAAUGAUUACUGGCGAUCUGUGCCGCUCUAUAGUGCACUUGCAGCGGGGUGUACAAGCGUCGAAGCAGAUGUAUGGCUGGCGGAGAAUGGAGAGCUGCUUGUGAGCCAUUCCUUGGAAACGACUACACAAUUGCGGACAUUGAAAACUCUUUACCUCGAUCCAAUAGCGUGGAUCUUUACCAAACGGAAUAUCUCCCAGGCAUCUGUCCAUAAAAGAGAAAUUGGUAUUUUCGAUGCAGACUCGGACGCCUCCGUCAUUCUGCUGGUUGACUUCAAGAAUGACGGCCAUGCAAUCUGGCACACGCUCAUGGCACAGCUCCAGCCUCUCCGCGAUAAGAACUGGCUUACGUACUACGAUGGCAAGGACAUGUAUCGUGGACCGCUCACUAUCGUCGGCACAGGCAACACACCUCUAGAGUUAGUCCAGUCGAACACCACGAAUCGCUUUGUUUUCUUCGAUGCCCCGCUUCUUUCUGUGAUUUCUGGAAACACUAACACUACUUUUGACUUGACCAACUCGUACUACGCCAGUGUCAGUUUGAAAGAAGCCAUCGGCAAGAUCUGGUUUAAUCGACUGAGCGCGGAGCAAGAGAAGACUCUGAAGACCCAGAUUGGAAUGGUGAAAGGGACGGGGUUACAGAGCAGAUACUGGGAUACUCCUGGUUGGCCGAUAAGUGUGAGGGACAUGUUAUGGUUCAAGCUCACGGAACUAGGGGUGGGAGUACUUAACGUUGAUGACCUAGUGUCUGCAACUAAGUGGAAUUGGCAUAAGUGUAUUAUCGCAGGUCUAACCCUCUGCUAA